Messenger RNA from Laccaria bicolor S238N-H82, 2199 nucleotides. RefSeq lists its product as uncharacterized. The record is from RefSeq and is a predicted model, not a curated record. The coding region runs from base 1 to 2199 and encodes 732 amino acids. NCBI's taxonomy places the organism in Eukaryota, Fungi, Basidiomycota, Agaricomycetes, Agaricales, Hydnangiaceae. The transcript is spliced from 12 exons.
AUGCCCGACGUCGUCACCGACAGUGAGCACGACCCCAAGCUCAUCAGCACACCCUAUCUACUGGUGGAGAUCCACCCUCUCCACGUUUAUGACAUUUCGAAGGGGGAAGAGGCAGCGUUGGUAGCAGGCCUCGAGGGGGAAGAGGUGGCCUACAAGUUCCGAAAGCCCUGGGAGGAGGGCUACAUUCGCUACCAAGGCUCCUUACCUCAAGAAGGUGCCCAAAACGCUGCCGAUAGGCAUACAGAAAUGCAUACCUUAUGCUCCCUGCGGGUUACAUGGCCCCACACGACCCCCAGGACUGACGAGCUGGAAGAAGUGCAAUCCAAAGCUGCUCGCAUUUUGUUAUCAACGAUGAAAAAAGAAGGCAAGAUCCCGACCUCAUCAGACGCCCACUGGAAGGACUUAAGGGUGUCAUAUACACCUUCCCAGCUGGACGCCGUUUCAGUGUUGAACAGCUAUGGACUGAUCUUGAUGCCCGAUGCCCUGCUGCUGGAUCUUGACGAGCUGUCUUUGACAAAGCCUUCACUCCUGGAAACGGCAUUGUAUCCAAUGUUCGGCCAGAUCGUCUGGCAAGUCGCACAUAGGUUGGGCCAUCUCUAUGGCCGUUCUUCCGAAUUUGCCAUGGAGAAAGCAGGUCUUUUGCGCAAGGAGAAGAGGGCUCCAAACUGGUACAAUAUGUUCAAAAUAUAUGCUAGCAGGAUGAAACCAGAGGAGGGGGAUCACGAAGGCCUCCAGCUCUGGAACAGGGCCACGAACGAGGAGUACAAGAAGCUUAUGGAAGGAGCCACAACAAAAGAAGAGAAAGAUGAACGGAUCCAGGAGGCUGUUAGUUUCAUCAAGAAUCAAGUGAACGAAGAAGGGACUAAUGUCCGUGACGCGAACCUUCGCUUCGCGUCUUACAUGAAGGAAAUUCGCGACCUUAUCACCAAUAUCAAAUGUCGUGACAAAUCUUUCGACGUUGCUGGCAUCUUGGUCUACAGCGGCAAAAAUCUUACGGCGCGGAACAAGACGGGUUUUUUCAUGAGUUCCGAGGACCUUCAAGCACUCUGCACCCGUGAGGAGUGGCCAAUUCCCACCUUGAUGGACAUCUUUGUUAGCAGAGUCCGCGCUAUGCAUGCGGACCAGCAAAUUAAGCAGUCGAUGGAGGAACUCAAUGUGGCUCGAUAUGGGUGUUUGGCUGAAAAGGAUCGACACAAGUCGGCCCCUUGGACCACGUGGCCCAAUCUCGCCUACCAAUUCAAACUUGUUAUCACAGGAUGGGAUUCUGCCAUGGUCAACAUAGUGUUCUGCCCGGGAUUUGCACCUAUGAAGAUCACGAGCUCUCAAUGGAAGCACCUAUCGACUCUGAUUGUAAAGAAGCUCUUGGUGGUGAAGCCCUGGUCAGACGAGCAAAGACUAAUCCAAGAGAGUGAAGCUUGCUUCGGUGAGAUCCCCGUCAUUAUUAACUCUGAAGGUCUUCUGAUGGUCUUCGUCAAAGACUCGAGCAAAUGGGUCCAUGGCAAUUGCUCCAUUUCGGCCCCAAUGAAGAAGCGUGAUCGGAAAGGUGAUACAUCUUCGCCUCGUUGUCCACGAAGAAACGAUCACAUGACACCGCCAUGGCCUCGCCUGAAGAAGAACUCAAGCAUAGGUCCACAAGAGAGUACCGCUGUCUGCCGAAACAACCAGAAGUGGAAUGUCCUGCUAAACGCCAACGUCACGUCUCCUUCACCUCCCUUCCCGAUAACAUGUUUUAUACCAAACUUCGACGAGCUGAACACCCAAUCUCCUUCUUUGACCCACUCAAGAACCAGAAGACACCAGCUUCAUCGUCUCGUUCAGUUUCUCAACCCUUCGCUAGUUCUUCAGCUCACGUUGCCUCCUCAUCUUGAUCAGUAUCUCAGCCUUUCGCUAGUACUUCGGGUCAUGCUCGCGUUUCAGGCAAACAUGCUGGGCCAAGGAAGAACUCUCAAGGUUCAGUUGCUCCCUAGCUGUGUUCCUGAUUUGCCUUUGUCCAUACAUCAUUGUGCUGUGUCCCCCUCCUUUUGCCUUUGUCCACCUACACACCUUGCUCUGUCAAUUCCCUUUCCUAUAGUCCUUUUAAUACACAGGUUUUUGUUGGCUGUUCCUUCACUGUCUUUACCCAUGCCUAUCCUUCCACUCUUUACUUACACAUUAAUAUCCUUCACUCAGUUUCAACUCCACUCUUUUCUUACAUAUUAA